Molecule: messenger RNA, 891 nt
Organism: Sorex araneus (European shrew)
Lineage: Eukaryota; Metazoa; Chordata; Mammalia; Eulipotyphla; Soricidae
Product: sulfotransferase 1C2
Exons: 7
Coding region: 1-891 (296 amino acids)
Biological process (GO): sulfation
Cellular component (GO): cytoplasm
Molecular function (GO): sulfotransferase activity
Source: RefSeq, a predicted model, not a curated record
AUGGACCUGACCAUAGGACUGAAGAGCCGACCACAACUGAAAGAGGUGGAGGGGGUCCCACUGCAAGCUGCGGCUGUAGAGAACUGGAGCCAGAUUCAGAGCUUUGAGGCCAAGCCAGAUGAUCUCCUCAUCUGCACUUACCCCAAGUCAGGGACAACAUGGAUUCAAGAAAUUGUGGACAUGAUUGUACAGAAUGGGGAUGUAAAUAAAUGCCAGCGAGCGAUCAUUCAGCACCGCCACCCUUUUCUGGAGUGGGCACGGCCGCCCCAACCCUCUGGUGUGGAAAAAGCCAAAGCAAUGCCCCCUCCACGGAUACUGAGGACCCACCUUCCCACUCAACUGUUACCUCCAUCUUUCUGGGAAAAGGACUGCAAGUUUCUAUAUGUAGCUAGAAACGCCAAAGACUGCAUGGUUUCCUACUACUAUUUCCAAAGGAUGAAUCAAAUGCUUCCUGAUCCUGGUACUUGGGAGGAAUAUUUCGAAACCUUCACUAGCGGAAAAGUGGCUUGGGGUUCCUGGUAUGACCAUGUGAAAGGAUGGUGGAAGAUGAAAGAAAGAUAUCAAAUUCUUUUCCUUUUUUAUGAGGACAUAAAGAAGGAUCCAAAGAAUGAAAUUAGGAAUGUGAUGAAGUUCAUGGGAAAGAAUUUAGAUGAAACAGUACUAGACAAAAUUGUCCAUGAAACAUCAUUUGAGAAAAUGAAAGAAAAUCCUAUGACAAAUCGUUCUACAGUUCCCAAGUCGAUCCUGGACCAGUCCAUUUCCCCAUUCAUGAGAAAAGGAACAGUUGGGGAUUGGAAAAACCACUUCACUGUGGCUCAACAUGAGAGAUUUGAUGAAAUCUAUAGGAAAAAGAUGGAAGGAACCUCAAUAAGCUUCUGCACAGAACUAUGA